Molecule: messenger RNA, 1127 nt
Organism: Fusarium oxysporum Fo47
Lineage: Eukaryota; Fungi; Ascomycota; Sordariomycetes; Hypocreales; Nectriaceae
Product: NAD-dependent epimerase/dehydratase family protein
Exons: 3
Coding region: 1-1038 (345 amino acids)
Source: RefSeq, a predicted model, not a curated record
AUGGAAACCCCAAGAAUUCUCAUUACCGGUGCAACCGGUUAUGUUGGCGGCAGCGUAUUGACAACGGUCCUCUCAAACCCCUUCCUCGCAAAACUCCCCAUAACAGCCCUCAUCCGCACUCAAUCCCAAGCCUCGACUCUCUCCUCCCUUCCAGUAACACCGCUUCUCUUCGCAAACCUCGAUGACACAGCCUUUCUCACCGAAGUAGCUUCAACACACGAUGUCGUCAUCCACGCAGCAAACGGUUAUCACAUCCCUUCCGCCCAAGCCUUCAUCCGCGGUCUCGCGCAACGGAAGCGCCAAACAGGGCGUGAAGUACACUACAUUCACAACUCGGGAACUUCAAACUUUGGCGACAGACGUGUUUCGAAAACGUACACUGAGAAAAGGGUGUUUUCGGAUAAAGAUAAUGUUUAUGCCUAUGAGAAGAUGAGAGAGGGGAUUGAGCCUUAUCAUCAACGAACUGCUGACGUGACGGUUUUCGAACUAGGUGAGGAGUUGGAUGUUAAGACGUAUAUCAUCUGCUCGCCUUUGAUCUAUGGUAGGGGAACGGGCUUGUUUAACAAGUCGUCGAUUCAGAUUCCGACGAUGGUUAGGGCUGCUCUUGAGAGGGGGCGAGCGAUGUAUGCUGGUGAUGGGUUGGGGGUCUGGGAUCAUACACAUGUUGAGGACAUUGCAGCGCUUUACGCCCUCAUUCUAGCAAAGGUUGUCAAGCAGGAAGAUGUACCCUUUGGAAAGGAGGGUUUCUUCUUUGAGAACCAUGGGAAACAGUCUUGGCUUGACAUAGCGAACGAGAUUGCAAGAGUUGGCCAUCAACGAGGCAAACUUGCCGCUGAACCGGAGAGUGUUGGGUUGAAGGAGGUUAGCAAAGCUUGGUUCGAUGGCGAUGAACACCUUACGGAACUUGGAUUGUGUUCGAGGUCUGAGACGAGGGGGGAUCGGAGUCGCGAGUUUGGAUGGGAGCCGGUGAAGGAUGACUCGAAAUGGAUUGAGACUGUAGCUGAGGAAUUCGAGGUUGCUCUUGAAGUUAUGGCGUGAAUUUGGGGAUGGUUGGGGUAGGUUGGUGUUUUUGUGAUAUUUGCGAUGUUUCGAGGCCAUGGGUACAGGUUAUGUCAGUUGGACUUGGU